UGGAGAUUGGCAUUUCGUCAGCGGCGCCCUCUAUAACUGUUUGACCACUUACCAAUCACCACCUGAGCGCUUCCACCGCCUCGCGCCAGCCAACCUGCAUCAACGAUGUCCUUCAAUCACAGGAGUUAUAUUGUACACCUCUCCUUCUUCUAUAGAAGAUGCUUAACAACGCUUUCCCACGAUCAGGAUGACGCGUCGCAAGGGCAGGCCCUCACCACCGCCAUCCUCAGUCUCCAAGAGUCCAGUGUCUUUUGAGAUCCCCGCCUCGCUACAUCAUUUCUCUACCCUGUCACGCUCACUUGCUGCGACGAUGGCGACAGGCACGGGGACCUCCUAUCACCCUUCGUCGAAAUCUACAUCGACACCCCAGGUGUCGACCAAACCCACCCCUGCGAAAACGCUGUCGCAACCCAGGCCGAAUUCCCAAUCCGCCUUGCACUCUCCCUCGUCGUUCUCUACCACUCCUCGUGCAGGCCAAUACCCUACUAACAAGGCCAAUCCUCUGAAACGCUCUUUCUCAGAGUCUCAACAUGAUUCUCGAUCCGACCACCGACCACCAUCUUCGAAGGCGACGUCAAGGGCUACAAAGCAGUCUAAUACUCUUCCCCAAGCCCUCGCAGAAGCCACAGGUGCUGUUGCGGUAUCCAGUUCUCUCUCUCUGCAAACGCCGCAUCUACACAUUUCGACGUCUACUCCAGCCGAGGAGCCUCCGCUCAGACCAGGGGAAAAGCUCGUGUUAGCGACACAUCCGAACUUGAUAGCGCAGUUGAUCGCCAGGAAAAGAGCGGAAAAUGAGAAGCUAGGUAUUCGGGAGCGAUGGGCUCGCAAACAGCAGGAAUAUCGAAUGUUGCAGUCUUCAGCUACUCAAUCGGCGAAUGAGCUUAGUCCUCAAGUCGAUCACAGGAAAAUACCACAAGCCUCUCCCGAGAGCAGCUCAACACCCCCCCUUGCACGAUCUCCGUCGGCCAUACCAACACUGGAACCCGCGACCUCGAAUAUGUUGGACGCACAAACUCCAGCGGCUGAGUCCCCCUCAACGUCAGCGACAGAAGACUCAAUAAAACCAGCUGAAAAUACCAGUGAGCCACGUCCAUCGAAAGACAAUGACUCGUUCUUUGAAUCUCCUUUCUCCUCGCCAAUUGUCGAGUUCCUUGAAAAGGCAACGGAAAAUGCAGGGUUGAAAGAACCGCUGAAACAUGACGGAGCGAUGUCCACAAAUACCGUCAGCACGGUCGCAGCAUCACCCGUGUCUCAUCCUGAGAGCGCUGCAAAGCCCUCAAGCUCUACGUUAACAACCAACAAAUUCCAAGAAGCGUCUGCGAUACCUCCGCUCUUUUCAGAUAAGCCUUUGACGAACCAGUCGCAAUCUCAGCCUUUCCGCAAGAACUCAACGCAGAGUCCAUCAGUGAAUAUGCACCAGCAACCUCAGACGGAUUCAUUGGCUCCAGGCCAAGCUCAAGUGUCUCAACAACAACAAAGAGGAGGACCACCACACUUGGCGCCUCGCCAGCUGCCAGCACCGAGACCCAUACCAUUCUAUCCGCAGAAUGCGGGCAUGCCAGGCUUCUAUAGAGUAGAAAUGACCCAGAGCUGGCCAGGCCGCAGCAGCAACUUUGCGGCGACUCCCGUAUCAGCAGUUUCGUCAACGCAUACUUAUGAACAACAGAUUUUGUCCCCGAGCAUGGCCUAUAGCCCCUAUGGAGUAGGUUCGAUGGCGUCAUAUGUUGUGGGACCGGAACUUCCACCACCUCCUGGUCCCCUUCACACCUAUGGAAGCACGAUGGCGCCGGCGGCCACAGGACAGAGAAGAGAGCAUUUACUCAAUACGGGGCACAUAACCGCGGCAGAUAUAGUCGCCGGGAUUAAUACAAAGUUCAAAAUUGCGACGAAGGAUGACUUCGCUGUUCCGAAGCGAUAGUGAAAGUCCAUCGAGGGAUGUCGCUUGCGAAUCGCCGUCAUUCGUAUACCUGAAAAUCAGGCUUGCUUGAAAAAGAGUUGGGUAGAAGAUACCCUCAAAGAAAAGCAAAAUGUUUCGACUUGUUGAUCAGCCACCCGAGGCGAUAAUGAUGAACGAAUGACACUACAGAGUCUACGAAGUUACCGUGCCGUUUGAUGUAUUGCUUCCUGGCGUCCGGCUCGCUCUCGGGCAUCAAGAUGGCCACAGGAAGGCAGCGUUCAGUUAGGUUUGCACAGCUUAUGUUGUUGCACGAAGAAAGACCGAAACCGCAAAAUUGUACAGUAUAACGAUAUCAUGACAUUGGGAACGUAGGCGAAAUAUAUGGUACAUAGGUGUUCAAGGAUGUUGUAUUGCUCUUUUCCAACCUGGCCGGCGGAAACCAGACUGCCGCAGUCAGCCAACCCCAGAGAAAUCAGCUGUACACUUA
Messenger RNA from Cladophialophora immunda, 2384 nucleotides. RefSeq lists its product as uncharacterized. The coding region runs from base 188 to 1918 and encodes 576 amino acids. The transcript has a single exon. The record is from RefSeq and is a predicted model, not a curated record. Lineage: Eukaryota; Fungi; Ascomycota; Eurotiomycetes; Chaetothyriales; Herpotrichiellaceae.